Molecule: messenger RNA, 892 nt
Organism: Phalaenopsis equestris
Lineage: Eukaryota; Viridiplantae; Streptophyta; Magnoliopsida; Asparagales; Orchidaceae
Product: beta-galactosidase-like
Exons: 5
Biological process (GO): lactose catabolic process
Cellular component (GO): beta-galactosidase complex
Molecular function (GO): beta-galactosidase activity
Source: RefSeq, a predicted model, not a curated record
UCCCACGGCAAAUUUUCUCUAUCCUGGACAGUGGAGAAGCUACAGGCGCGAAAUCAAGUCUCCCUCAUCGGAUUCCAAUCCAAUAAACCACCCACAAACAUUCUUUCGCUGAUUGCCUGAUCGAACAUAUGAACUUUUGGCUUAUCCAGCAGCCAGAUGGCUCCGUGAUUCUUCCAUGUCUUCUUCUUCGUUCAUCAGGGGCUUGAAUUACCUUGAUAGCCAGAGAUUAUUUAUCUAUAAAAGAGAAUUUUGUUUGUUAACAUGGCUGUAGCAUCUUCAGCUACACUUUUCUCCUUCAUGAACCAUUCAAGCAGAGUUUGGGAAGAUCCUUCUUACUUCAAGUGGAGAAAGCGUGACGCUCAUGUACCAUUGCGGUCUCAUGAUACUAUUGAAGGUUCUCUCAGAUAUUGGUAUGAGCGGAGUAAUGUGGAUUUCUUGCUUUCCAACUCUGCAGUAUGGAAUGACGAGGCAGUUUCCGGUGCUCUUGAGAGUGCUGAAUUUUGGGUAAAGGGUUUACCCUACGUUAAGUCCUUAAGCGGAUAUUGGAAAUUCCUUCUUGCUUCUUCUCCUACAACCGUUCCUGUGAACUUCCAUGAUACUGGAUUUGAUGACUCAGUUUGGGAUUCAUUGCCAGUUCCUUCAAAUUGGCAGAUGCAUGGAUUUGAUUGCCCGAUCUAUACAAAUAUUACUUAUCCCUUUCCGCUUAAUCCACCCUAUGUUCCUGUGGACAAUCCAACUGGCUGUUACAAGAGGCAUUUUUGCAUUCCAAAGGAUUGGAAAGGCCGACGGAUCAUGUUGCAUUUUGAGGCUGUUGAUUCAGCCUUUUUUGUGUGGGUAAAUGGGAUCCUUAUUGGAUACAGGUUGGUCAUAGUGCAUGUUAUAAGCUCUAAUU